Molecule: messenger RNA, 2068 nt
Organism: Babesia bovis T2Bo
Lineage: Eukaryota; Apicomplexa; Aconoidasida; Piroplasmida; Babesiidae
Product: ubiquitin-activating enzyme thiF domain containing protein
Exons: 1
Coding region: 88-1998 (636 amino acids)
Biological process (GO): protein sumoylation
Cellular component (GO): cytoplasm; SUMO activating enzyme complex
Molecular function (GO): SUMO activating enzyme activity
Source: RefSeq, a predicted model, not a curated record
CUCGCAAGGUGGACGACAUGUCAUAAAUCUCACAAUAUAACUAAAGUUUUGGCAAGAUUUCUCUUCAUCAUAACUUCUAUUUUAUACAUGUGUGUACUCCCAGAAAUGGUUGCAUAUCAGAAAGGAAACAACCUCUCCAGGAAAGAUAUUGUUGUCAACUCUAAUGAACACACGGCAUCUACCAUUGAACAACAACAGCAGACUACUGCAGUUGAUAAUUACUAUGACUUAUUACGAAAUGUGUCGCUACUGGUUGUUGGUGCUGGUGGUAUAGGAUGUGAACUGAUCAAAAAUCUUGUACUUUGUGGAGUAAGAAAUCUAGUCAUCGUGGAUAUAGACACAAUUGAUGUUUCAAAUUUAAAUCGACAGUUUCUAUAUCGUGCUGAAGAUGUAGGGAGGUAUAAAGCAGAAGUAGCGCGAGAUGCAUUGCUUAAAUGGGUACCAAAAUGUAAAGUAACAGCUGAAGUGUGUGAUGUGUUGAAAUGGAGGCCAAUAGAUCUGUCUAAAUAUGACGUGGUGCUGAAUGCAUUAGAUAAUAUACGGGCCAGAUCACAUAUAAACUAUUGUUGUAUGCGUGCUGGAAUACCUCUCAUUGAGGCUGGAAGCACUGGUUAUAAUGGUCAAGUAUAUCCAAUUGUUCACGGUAUCACCGCUUGCUACGAUUGCCAUGAAAAACCGCGUAACAAGGAUAUUCCAGUUUGUAGCGUUCGUCAAAUACCGGAAAAGGCUGAGCAUUGCGUGGCAUGGGCUCGCCAGUUAUAUGAAUUAAUAUUUGGUCCGGAUAAUGAUAAUAACAUGCUACAUGAUCUUGAUAUACCGCAAAUACCGGAUGUUGAUUCAAUAACAGAUUCAACGGCGCAAAAAUGGGUACGUGAUAUAUUUGAAUAUUUAUUCGACACCCAAAUUACACAGUUACUGACAUUGGAUAAAGUAUGGGCAGAAAGGCAACCUCCCAGACCAAUAAAAUAUCCCUUGCACGAUGAAUCUACAUCUAGUUUUGUUAAAAAUGGCGUGAAUCCCUCUUCUAUUAGUGAUAUGUGUUCAGAUGAGCGGUCAAAUACAGAUUCCUCUUUAUUUGGAGAGGAUUUGCCACCAACAAAGAUGAGGAAAACUGGGAAUCAGCAUAUGGUUUCUCACUGUAAACCAACUGUACAUGAAGAAACUCAUAACCAUUCAUUUGGUUUGAAAACAAUGGAAUAUUCUAAUAAUUCAGAUAUAAGCCACAGAUUAGUGGUGAAAACGAUGGAUGAAUUGGUAAAGCAGUUUAGAAGUGCUUUGUUAGGAUUCAUCAGCCAUAGGAAAAAUAUAUUGGGCAGCGCGAUAUUCGACAAAGAGGAUCCCAUAUGUGUGGAUUUUGUUUCAUCUGCCGCCAAUCUACGUAUGAUCAACUUUAACAUUCCACAUCUUAGUACAUGGGAUGUACAAUCUAUCGCAGGGUCUAUCACACCAGCUAUCGCAGCAACCAAUGCAAUAGUAGCGGCUACUCAGGUAAUGCAGUUGAUACACCUUCUAACUACCCGCCACAUAUCCCCAGGUCAUUCAGCGGAUUAUUCGCUACUGCGAGACAAGUGUAAGUUCGUGUGGAUCAAAUCGGCUGUGGCGGGUUCGGCCCCAUUGACUAGAGGGGCCCUGUCUAGUCCAGAACCAUUAGAUGAACCGAAUCCAAAAUGUGCUGUAUGUCAACAAAAGGUCAUAUGUGUGGAAUUACGCUCGCUGGAUGAUUGGACAUUGGAAUCAUUCGCAUCUACCAUAUGCAAAAUGCAUAUGGGCAUGACUAUGGUAAAUAUAGAUUUCGACGGCCGCAAUCUGUUGGAUGCUGAAUUCAUGGAAGAAGAUGAAUCAUAUUCUGCAAAAAUGCAAAAUACGCCGCUAAAACAAUAUGGCAUUGUAUAUGGGUCUAUACUAAUGGUCACUUGUUUGGACAGUGGACGCCAAGAAGAAAUGCAGAUUCUAGAAGGAUUGUCCACAUCAGCAGAUAAAUUCCGAUUGAUUGAUUAGCUAUGAAUAUGCUUCACUUUUCGGCUGCCAUUCUGUUCUAAUAAUGCGAUUCCUGUGAAGUAUAGUGCUG